GGCGAUAUUGCGUGUUUUGCUCGGUUUCUAUUGUUAAUUUCGCCACUAAAUCAUGUCCAGCACGUUUUAUUCGAAUGACGCCACUCUCGAGGAGGACGCAGAGACCACAUCGCUCACGCAGGACUACCUGCCAACGCUGGAGGAGACGUGGAGUGAGCAGGAGCUGCAGAGAUGCAAGAAAUGGAUUGUGGAUAGUGGCUUCAAGAGGAUUAGCUUGCAGUUUCCUGACUCACUUCUGCAGCACAGUGUGACCAUUUAUGGGCAGCUGAAUGGGGAGAUUGAGGCGGAGUUCUUCAUCCUGGGCGACACGAGCUACGGCAGCUGUUGUGUGGACGAAGUGGCGGCUUCUCAUGUGGACUCAGACGCUCUGAUUCACUUUGGCCAGGCGUGUCUCAGCCGGAAUACGAGACUCCCUGUUCUGUAUGUCUUCCUGCACUUCUGCGUCAAGUGGGAAGACUACCAGGAAAAGAUAAUGAACACUUUUCCCUGUGGAGAUGAGAAAGUGAUAAUCUUUCCGGACACUGCCUUCUAUCACGCCAAGGAGGAGCUUUUGCAGCAACUGGCGGAGAGGACAAAUGUCAGAGUCGCCUCUCUGGCUGUUGACGAUAGCGUGAAGGCAAACUACUUAUGUUGGCAUGUCCAGGAUUUGGAGAGUAUCGACAUAACGCAGUGGAAUUGCCUGUUCAUUGGCGAGGAUGAUCAGACUUUCUUCAAUCUCUCCCUGGCAAUUCCCGCCGCCAAGUGGUUCAUCUACGAUCCCAAGCGGGAGACGCUCUGCCCAGCGACGCCCAGGACAUCCUCGUGGUUCCGUCGACGAUACUACUACGUGGAAGUGUGCAAGGACGCCCAGAUGAUUGGGAUUGUCAUGGGAACACUCACGUCUUCGGGUUACCUGGACAUUGCCAAACGGAUUCAGACGCUGGCCAAGGAGCGCGGCUUGAGGAGCAUCCUGAUCUCUGUGGGCAAGAUAAAUCCAGCCAAGCUGGCCAAUUUCUCCGAUGUCGACUGUUUCGUGCUGAUCGGAUGUCCGCAGAACAACGUCUUUAACUCCAGGGACUUCUACAAGCCAAUCCUCACGACAUUCGAGGUCGAACUGGCGCUGAAUCCUGCCUGGAAGGACACCAUUCCGGACACUUAUUGCGUGGACUUUCAGGAAUUGCUGCCCAAUGGGAAAUUUCACAGAGAACACGAUCCGGAGGAGAAUCUCGAGAGUGACGUGAGUCUCAUCACUGGUCGUGUUCGUGAGCGCAAUCAGCGGCCAAAUGGGGCGCCGGCGGAGGCUGAAUCGGCGCUUCUGGAGCGAGAAAGUGGCGCUCUUGUCAGCAAUCGAGUGACUGAAGCGUUCCGGGAGCGCUCGUGGCGCGGUCUGGAUCCGGCCUUGGGACAGGACGAGCCGGCGCGCAUUGUCGAGGGACGUUCCGGCAUUCCGGUGGCCUAUGAGGAGCACAAGGACGAGAGGAAGUGAAUUUGCGCAUUAAAUUUAUUCGCCAAAUGAUCAUUUCACCAAUUUCUUCACGUAACAAUUUGCUGUGGCAUUUUCGUGAGGCGCUGGCGGCCUUAAUUCCACUUCUCCUUGCCAAUCUCGG
Molecule: messenger RNA, 1586 nt
Organism: Phlebotomus argentipes
Lineage: Eukaryota; Metazoa; Arthropoda; Insecta; Diptera; Psychodidae
Product: 2-(3-amino-3-carboxypropyl)histidine synthase subunit 2-like
Exons: 1
Coding region: 53-1465 (470 amino acids)
Biological process (GO): protein histidyl modification to diphthamide
Molecular function (GO): 2-(3-amino-3-carboxypropyl)histidine synthase activity
Source: RefSeq, a predicted model, not a curated record